UUAGGUCAAAAUCACAAUCUUAUCGAAUUAACAUUCCUUCUAGUUUUGGGGAAGGGGAAGACAAUUUGAGAGGUGGAGAGCAAUGGAAGAAGACAGUGACGGCCGAUCAGGUAAAGCGAGAAUGUUAAUAGAGAAAGCAACAAAUUCAGUAGAACCAGAAGUCAAUCCUCGACUUGUGAAAGCUAUUAAAUUUGUCGUUCGUUCUUCAGACUCCGAAAUUAAACUAGCAGUUGAAACCCUAAUGGAAAAUAUGAAAAAAAAUCACUCUCAGGUGAGGUAUUUAGCGCUUUUCAUAGUUGACGAAUUGUUCAUGCGGUCGAAGCUGUUCAGAUCUCUCUUUGUUGUGAAAUUUGAUCUAUUUUUGAGUUUGAGUAUUGGCUUCAGAAGAGAUCUGCCACUUCCUGCUCCUGCACCUAUUGCUACCCGUUUACGCUCUAAAGCUACUGAGUUCCUGGAGAAGUGGAACACUUCUUUUGGGCUUCAUUACAGACAAAUUCGAUUGGGGUUUGAUUAUUUAAAAAACACCCUGAACUUUCAGUUCCCUAAUCUUCAGGCAAAUGCAGCUCGGAUACAGCAAGAGAGAAGGGAAAGAGAGAUCAGAUCAAAAGAGAUUUUGUUGAAGAAGUUUGAAACUUUAAGUCAAAAUCUCUCAUCGAUUAAGGAUGAGAUUCAAAUAACUGUUGAAGAGAUAAGGCAGUGUUUAGACAUUCUUCGUACGAAUGAAGCUGAUGACACCAUGCUGGAUACCCCUGAAGAGGAUGAGGUCGAGGAUUUCAGGUGUUCCUCCUUAAUGGAGAUUCGCCUCGAGUCCUUGAGAGAAAGUGAAAAGCUACGUGAGACCAGCGAGAAUAAGGUGAUAUUUGAUGCAUUAAGGGAAUUGUACAAGCUCCUAGUAACAAAACACUUGGUUUCAGUGCAAGAGUGGAUAUCUGUUCUUAUUAGAGUUGAACCAGAAGACACCAGUUUCAGAGAUUCCAUGUUAAGAGAAUUCAUAGAUUUACAAAAUCAUCUCAAGUCGGUGAGAAAGACAUGCGAAAAUUCUGGUUGUGCUCUUACGGAUUCAAAAAACGACAAGGAAGAGGAUUUCUGGGAGGAGGGUAAGGUAGAAGUAUGCAGUUACGGAAGUAGCAGCACGCCUGCAAAGGCAAACAAAGAUGCUGCCUGCACGUCGGCUGUCAUUACAAAGUCAAAUAUAACCCCUAGACAGAUUACUGAUUCUAAUGCCAGCAAGAGGUUAGAUGGAGAAGAUGAAGACUCUGAGUCAAACCCGCUAAGGAGAAAGCUUCUGUCUGAAGCUCCAGUGGUAAAUUGGGGAUCUUCCUUGUCUAACUGGAGAUCAAACCGGGAUGUUUUGGCUAACCAAAGAGGAUUAGAGCUUGAGGGUCAUUGGGGUAGGGUAGAUUAUGAUGCGGUUAUUCCAGCGGAAAAAAUUGCGGAGUUGAAUGUUCAAGCAAGUGUAUACAAGGAAGAGCAUGUUGAUAUCCAACCGUGCCUUGCUCCUCUGAGAAAAGGAGGAGUCUGUCAAAGAAGAGAUUUAAAGAUAUGCCCAUUUCAUGGACCCGUUAUACCUAGAGAUACUGAAGGAAAUCCAAUAAAUCAAGUUUCAUUGGCAGAAAAGGAAAUUACCAAAAUGGAAACUGAAGAGGUUAUUGCUCAACAAUUAGCAGAACAGGCAGUGAAGAAUGUUAGGGAAAGAGAGAAAGAUGAAGUAAAGAAGAGAGUGACUGAUAGGAAGUUGUUGAGCCGUGCGAAACUUGCCAAGGUGCGUGAACACAAUGAAGUUGUUCUACGUGAUGCUGCAGUUGCGUCAACCUCACGCUCUGCAUUUGUUGGACAAGAUGGGGAAACACAACAUCAGACUACAAGAUCUUCUAUAAAGGGUAAAAAACCGUCACUAGCGUCUAUGCUGCGUAAGAAAGUAACCUCAAAAGAUAGAUUGUCACAGAGACUUUUAAAUACACGUGCUACAGAUGCUACAGUAAGGCAGUUAACCGUUGGUGAAGAUUCCAAGUACAGAGAGGCCUAUCCAAAUCAAUGGAAGAGAACAUGACUAUUUUUGGUUUUAUGCCUGUAAUCAGAAGGUCUAUUAUUAAUACUUUUCAUUAUUUAGCUUUACUCGGAGCUGUUUUGUCACCAUAAUGUCUGUUAAUAUUCAUUACUUUCAUACAGGGUUACUAGAUUGUUGUAGGAAUAAAAAUUGGUGCCCUCUAUUAGGGUUGAAACUUGAGAGCUGUAAUUUUCUGUAAACAGUUUGGUUUAUUAAAAUUCAAUUGCGAUUC
Papaver somniferum (opium poppy) is the source of this 2279-nucleotide messenger RNA. Its product is annotated as UV-stimulated scaffold protein A homolog. Gene Ontology annotation, molecular function: RNA polymerase II complex binding. Gene Ontology annotation, cellular component: chromosome. The coding region runs from base 83 to 2050 and encodes 655 amino acids. The transcript is spliced from 2 exons. Lineage: Eukaryota; Viridiplantae; Streptophyta; Magnoliopsida; Ranunculales; Papaveraceae. Gene Ontology annotation, biological process: response to UV; transcription-coupled nucleotide-excision repair. The record is from RefSeq and is a predicted model, not a curated record.